Messenger RNA from Paramecium sonneborni, 255 nucleotides. NCBI's taxonomy places the organism in Eukaryota, Ciliophora, Oligohymenophorea, Peniculida, Parameciidae. The record is from the annotation of a GenBank genome assembly.
AUGAAUAAUCUUGAAUGUGAUCCUGAUAAAGGAUGUUGGCUUUUGAGUAAUUGUGUGAAAGAUGAAUUAAGUUAUACUUGUGUCCAUGAUCCAAUAUUGGAAUUAACUCCAUAUACAGGAUUUGUUUAUUUCUUAAUACCAAUAUUAUUGGGUACCAGCAUUUUAGGUGGUUUAGGAAGUGGUAUGAUUAAAAGACCAAUAUUAAAUCUACUAUUAAAUUAUCCUUCAAACAUUUCAACACAAAUAGCAUAUUGA